AUGUUGGUGUUUGCCAACUGUGCUGCACUGAUGCAGAGCAAAGAAACCAUGUACACCUUCAAGCGUUCACAGCAGCAACGACAGCCCUUCCCGGUUGGCAACACUAAUGAUGGAGACGGGGAGAAGGGGGGGAUGACGUACGCGACGUUGCCCGAUGGAUACGGCGACGCGGGCGACGGAACUGCGGCGGAUGGGGGCGGGCGUAACACUAACGAAUACGGCACAGGCGAGUGUACGACCGUGGCUGAUGACGGGAAAGAGGCCGCAGUACAGCAACUAGAAGGCGGAGGAGACUUCACGGGGCAGCCGCAGUCGCAGGUGCCUGGUGAUCACCUCUUCGUGCAGGCAUCGGCGGAGGAGGUGCUGCAAUACUGCCGCGAUAUGAUUCUUCGCCGUCAGAUUACGCCACCCCCGCAGUGGCGACGCAUGCGUACUGACCUGCCAGCCUCCAUCGCGGAGUUGCGUCUCACACCCUCUGCGCCGGAGCCUAUUCAGUACACCCACCCCAUCACCCCGUCACCCUGCGUUGUCCUGCAGCUUGACAACAGCGUGCCGGAGGGAAUGACAACCAAGGAAUACUCCAAGAGUCUCGUAAAGUAUAUCAUGGAUCUUCUAGCAUACCAGCGGGCCUCUACUGCCAUCACCUCACUGCGGUUCGUCAAAAUUGGCACGGAACUAUCGCAGCUUGUGCUGACGUUUGGCCGUGAUGUGCAGCUGGCAUCGCUGGUGCUGGGGGAGUUUGCAAAGGUCGGUCUCCAGGCCGGGUUUGGUGCCCCCAUCAAAAGCCAUUUACCUAACGCGACCUUCCGUCUGACGGAUUAUUACAUGACGCUGCACGACGGUACCGGCAUUACUGCAGAGGACAUUGUUGCGCUGUUAGGUUCAAUUCAGUCGCCGCAGGACAUCAGUGUCCUGGCCGGGUAUGAGCCCGGGGUAUUCUAUGCGGCGGUGAGGCGUCCAGAGACAGUGUACGCCUGGCUGUGGAAUCCUUUUUGUUCCUUUGUGGUGCAGCGAACCCUCUUUGAGCAAUGUGGAGUGCUUGUAACAAUGGCAGACUGCCCGCAUGAGUUCGUUGGACGUAGUGGGGGGUCGUUUACCACGGAGCAAAGGAUGUAUGAGCCUGGGCGGGGCCGACGAGAAUUGGGAGGUGAUGGCAACGGCAACGACGUCGAGGGAACGGCUAACGUUGGUGCCGGGGACUAUGAUAAUGUCGACGAGAACACCAACGAUAAUGAUAGUAAUGAAGUGGAGGAGUACAACGAUCUUGACGGGGGCAAUCGCGUGGUAAAUAGUGGCGCACUGGAGUGGACCCGCAAUGCAAAGGAGGAAAUUGAUAUUUUUGAGGGAAUCGACAAGCCGUCCACACGAGAAGCAGCGCGCCUGGAAUUUGUAGAUGACGACAUCACAGAGCUUUUGCAACAGGUGAAUGUAGAGAAGCAGCAACAGCAACAGCAACAGCAACAGCAACAGCCUGCGGUGUACACUGGCGUGACGCAAUCAGUUGGACUUUAUGAUCGGGCUGUUGAGGGAGUGGCGUUGCCCGGUACGUAUGCGCAGCCACCUGCCCUGCAGCAACCUCAGCAGCCGUACCCGUACUAUGGCGAUGGUGCGCUUCUGCUUCCAUGGCAACAAGAGCAGCAACAGCAACUCGUAAGUGACCCGCAAUUGGUGGGGCAAACGGUGCCUCUGUCGUAUGGUGCAAUGCCAUCGUUCACAGACGUAUACAUGCCAGCACGCGAGCAAACUGUAAAGUAUCCUGAACUUGUGGAUGAAGCUGACAUUAAUGCACUUCCAGAACUCAUGAACAAUGAGGCUAUGACUUCAAAUGGAUUAAUAACACAACAGCAGCGGCAGCAGUUGGAAAUGCAUUGGUUUUCAGAAGGGGCGCCAAUGUCCGUAGUUGGGAAUUGUGAUGUUUUGUACCCUAUGUCAUCAGCUCUUCCAUGUGUUACACAGUCGUUUGCUCCAUCAAUGCAGUUACCAUUGCAUCCGCACCUUAUGCACGACGGGGCGAACGUCAUGCCUUCUAUUCUCGGGCAGCCUUUGUACAGCAGUCCUUAUGCUCCCGUUACUGUCAGCUCCGAAAAUAAUAAUAUUAAUAAUCAAAACAGCGACAUGAAUCAAUAUCAGCAUCAUGGUCCGGGUAUUCUGGCCUCCUUCCCCUUAACAAAUGGGCCGCUACCGCUGCCACGCAUCAUCACGGUGGAUAGGGCACAAGAGUUGGCUAGAAGGGUUGUAGAGCUGGUGCAAGUGAUAUUCCCUAUACCAUCAGUGUCCUCAUCACCACUGCUGCCACUCGCAACAGCGGAAGAAAAGAUGGAAGAAACCCUCACUAUACAGGUCGCUUCACCUGAUAACGAGGAGGAUACUGUUUCAGCGUCAUUGUUUCCCCGUGUCCCAUGCACUGCCACCGUACCUCGUGUGCGUGCCGAAGUGAAGGAUCUCAUUUUUUUUAUUCAGGAGGAGUACUUGCAACUCAAGCAGGUCAUUGAGAGCUCCACUCCUGAGAUGCGGGAAAGUCGUCACCGCAUUGUAUCUGCCCUUCUCGCCCAUAGGCCAGGUCUGCUUAACAGCGAUGAGGAGGCGGAUUGGAUGCCACAGGAGGAGGGCAACGUGAAUGAGGGGACGAAGGGUCCGCAGCUAUCAGCUCUUCUUCCUUAUCUGCUAGCAACAACAGAGGGAACAGAACUUGUGUCCGUCAUAGCGUCACAUGACACGGAACAACUUCUUCCGGUCCUGGCACGAUAUGUGUUACCGUUUCUAUUGGAUGCCGCAGUUGUGCGCUCCGUCGUCGCCGUGGCGUUGCGUGCGGAGCCUACCGCAGAGAACCCUCUGGUGAAGCGUAUUAUGCGUCACUGGGGGCCUUUGGCCUCCUGGCUGCAUGAAUAUAUUAAUUGUCAGGCCGCUGCUGCGGAAAUGCGUGCAGAGGAAGAGUUGGAACAUGUCACGACAACUCAGCAGACACUUAAAUCCACAGCAAGGGCUACAGUGGUACGAAGACUCACCUCGCAUGUGGGGAACACAAUUGACAUGCUUCUGGCAGCCAUGUCUCCAGAACAGCGUAACGAUACGAAAGCGUAUCUUGAUGCCACUAAAGCACUCGAGACAUUUGUGCGGUCAUUGCAGACAGCGGAGCAACAAGACUCUGAGCAGGAAGCGAAAGACGCAGCAUCCCGGAAAGCAGACACCUCUCACCUGUCCAUGAUCACACUCUGGAGCGCCGAAGGGGCUGUCCACCGCUCUUUACUGCGUCUCUAUCUUAACGCCAACCUCCUAGGCGGCAAGGAGCUGGUGGACUUGUUAUUCGUCUCACAAUCAUUCUUAACGCGGGAUCAAUAUUACUUUGUUCUUGUGGCCUUCUCGAAGAGCCUCGUUAGCCACGUGCUGAGUGAUGAGACAGCACGUGCCUGUGGUGCUUUUCUACGUGUGAUGGAGCAGAAACUUCUUAAUCUGGAGACAUCCAACACUGACGGCAGCGGCAGCGGCAGCAGCAGCAACAACGCACCCCUGCUGACAGAAAAGGACGCUGUGAACCUCCUCGACACUGCACUGCGGGCAAUUGGAUCGACGGAAGCGUACACGUGUUUGCGGGAUGCGUACCUCGCAACAGUUCUACCGAUGAAGCGAUACGAGAGAGUGGAGGCGAAGUUGGCGCAGCCAACGCUGCCGGUGAUAUCAGCUUUGUCGCCUCCUGCACCAGAACAACAUCCUCAUUCUCAUUCCUCUCAUCCAGGCUCACAGCAAAAGGUGGAUGGGCAGCCGUCUGACCCACGAAAAGGCUGGACGGCGGCGUGGACGGCUGUCAUGCGCAACUAUCCUCAAUUGGGCGAUCCGUUUACCCCGCUGCCGACAGGCUGGACGAGUGCAUUAAGUCGCUCGUACGGGCACUAUUACUUUAAGGACGCCAAAGGUACUGCGACGUACAAGCACCCGACUGAUGCGGCAGAGUUUAUGGCGACUCCUCAGGCCUUCCUGCGGGAAACUGGUGUAAGCACCACUCUUGCUGAUGUCCUUGCGUACGCAAAUAAUAACCAUAAUAAUAUCAAUUCCGCCAAGAAAACCGAGGAGGAAGAGGUUGGGGCCACAGCACCUGCGGGAGAAUCUGCAGUUGCUGCAGUUAAUUACUUGGAUAGUGGUGUGAAAAUCACAGAGGAAGAGGCGGAACAUUGGUUAGGGGAUCAGCGAAUACGCGUGGAGGCGCUCGACAUGGCCACUCUGGCGCUGCUGAAGAUUACUUACCGUGCCGAUGGAGGUGCGGGACGGCGCGGUGGCCACGAUCGCGGCAGAAGAUCUAGUCGGCGUCGACGUGAAAGCAGCGAGGGACACCGUCGUCACGGUCACCAUCAUCAUUCCCGUAAACGUGCACGCGGUAGUCCGUGCAAUGUGGCCGAGCUGCAGCGCAGGCUCAUCAAACUCAGCAGCUACCCACCACGCGGUCAUCCGUUUCCACCGCUCCUGCGCGGUUGGACAUGCAACCUCAGCUCCUCUAAUGGGCUUUACUAUUUCCGACCGCCACGGGGAAACCCUGUUUAUCAGCAUCCCGUGAGCCGUUGCGAAUACCGCGCUUCGCCGCAGGCAUUUGUCUUGCAUCGUGGCAUCCACGCCAAUGCGAUUGCCGUUGAGGCGCACAAAUCCGUGGAGGAGGUUGAGAGGUGGUUAACGGAUCAACGACAGCGUGACGAGGCCAUUGAUGCGGCGGUUGUGCUUAUGGUUCCGAUAGAAUAUGCCCUGAUCCCUGAAUACGACGAAGGCGACAUGAAAGUUGGCGAGGAACCGCAACAGCAGCAGCAAGAGGAGCAUGAGGGUAGCGAUGGUCGUCGUAGUAUCAGUUCUCACAACACGACGGUAACAACAAAGUAG
Trypanosoma rangeli is the source of this 4860-nucleotide messenger RNA. RefSeq lists its product as uncharacterized. Bases 1 to 4860 code for a protein of 1619 amino acids. The record is from RefSeq and is a predicted model, not a curated record. Lineage: Eukaryota; Euglenozoa; Kinetoplastea; Trypanosomatida; Trypanosomatidae. The transcript has a single exon. Gene Ontology annotation, molecular function: protein binding.